Molecule: messenger RNA, 2830 nt
Organism: Poeciliopsis prolifica (blackstripe livebearer)
Lineage: Eukaryota; Metazoa; Chordata; Actinopteri; Cyprinodontiformes; Poeciliidae
Product: brain-enriched guanylate kinase-associated protein
Exons: 7
Coding region: 561-2525 (654 amino acids)
Cellular component (GO): synapse
Source: RefSeq, a predicted model, not a curated record
GCUGCAAAAUCUUGGAGCCUGAGGAAGUGCUAAGGAAAUUAAAGAGUGAAGGUCUCUCCAAACCAGAGCACCACGUAAAGAUAUGUACCAAGAUCCAGACGCAGCCGACCACUGGGAGGUUUUAUCUGGAGACAGACAUUGACAGAGUGAGGCGGCUGGAUGAGCUUGUCGCUAAUGGCACCCUGGGGAGAGAAAAGAGCCCAAACAGUUUAGAGAAAGGAAAGGAGAGGGGAAACCGGAUUCCAUGGGAGAGAAACGGAGGAUUGGGAUCAGAGAAAGACAGGAAGGAAAGAGAGAAGAGAAAAGAUUACUCCUGGGAGCGGGAUCGAGGAGGAGAGAAAGGCAGACAAAGUGAUAAAGAGAGAGAAAAACCUUCCUGGGAGCAAAACCAAAAGGCGGAAAAAGGCAGAGAAAAGGACAAGAAAGCGGGAUUUCCAAGUUAUGAGCAGCGAUCGUGUCGGCCAUGUCCGGUUUUCAGCUGGCCAGAAGGAUUUCCUAGAGUCUCCUACAGGUCUGCGUCACUGCCCAGGCCUGUGAAUAUCUCUGAAUCUGAUGGAGAGAUGCGGCACGACAAGAGCUCUUUCCACGACCACAAGGACGACCUCCGCAAGCGUCUGUCGUACACCACACACAAACUAGAGAUGGUGGAGACAGAGUUUGACUCCACCCGGCAGUACCUGGAGACGGAGCUGCGGCGCGCCCAGGAGGAGCUGGAGAAAUUCACAGAGAAGCUGCGCAGGAUCCAAAGUAGUUACUCGUCUCUUCAGAGGAUCAACCAGGAUUUAGAGGACAAGAUGUGCAGGACGUCUCAGCACCAUGAGGAGGAAAAGCGAGCGCUCAGCCGGGAAAUCAUUGUUCUCAACAAUCACCUCAUGGAGGCAAAGAUCACCAUCAACAAACUCAGAGAGGACAACGACCUGUACAGGAAAGACUGCAACCUGGCCGCCCAGCUGCUGCAAUGCUCCAAGUCUCACUACAGAGCUCACAAGUCAUCUGAGCUGCCGCUAGACUUCCAGGAACGCAUCAGCUCUUACAUGGAGAAACAUAGCCGGAGUAGAGGAGCCACCAUAGCAAUGUGUCACCCUAACUACCCUGAAGAAGUGCCCACAGCCAUAAUUGCCAAGGUCCUGGAAAAGCCUGAACCUGGAAGAGAUUCCCCUGUAACAUGCCCCACAAGCGCCCACGUUCAGGAUGGAGACUUUCUAAUUGGAACAGGAAGCAGCGAUCACCUGAACCGCCGCCUUUCGUACAAGACAUCGGACCUGUACUGCAGCGACACGGCCCUGUAUUGUCCUGAGCGAUGGCAAGACACAGAACGCAGGCAAAGCGUUGACCUCCAUGGCACCGCCCUGCUUCAGCUGCACGCCCAGACCUCCUUAGAGAGUAACCCAGACGAUGAUCCUUUCCAGUCCGACAGCUUCUCCCACCAUGACCCGCCAACGUCUUUCCACCACCAUGAUGAGUUUGGCACUGGCAGCUUCCCGGCCUCGAGUUCAUACUCCAGCUUCAGCCUCGCAUCGGAUGAGAAGGGAGCAGUUAGCGGUGGCUGUGGGCGCACUGCCAGCAGCACCUUAUCCUCGUCCCACCAGGGCCUGUACAUAGACUGGCGAGAUGGUGGCAGUGGGGACUAUGAACGCAAGAGCUUGUCUUCGUAUGACAAAGAAGUUCCCGGGUUCUCCAAGUCGCACAGCAUUCAGCAUAUGGUGACCACUAGGAGUCCCCAGAAGGGUACGUCACCAUCGUACACAAGGACAGCUUCGUGCUUCAGUGAACCAUACCACUCGAGCUCCCCUCGCCUCGCCUCAUCCCACAGCAUGGGGUCUACAACUGGACUGGGCCAGGCUCAAGGUGGAGCUUUGGAGAGCCAAAAUGACGUACCUGAGGACGACUUGAGUGUCCGCUGGAAACAGCUCAGCGUGGAAGACAUCCACACUUUCUCGUCUUAUCGCAACAUUGCAGGGCGGAUCUCGCCUUACAGCUUCUCUGAGCGACAGUUUGCAAUUGGCCCUUCCAGUAAACUCAAAGAGUCUCUCUACAGCAGCUUCCAAGAAGGAGACAAUGUCUUCCACAGCCACGUGCUUGACCAGUGUUUUUCUAUGGGUUCACCCAGCCACAAUCCGAAACCCAAGGAGCAUCGCAAGUCAGAGAAAACAUCUCUGCUGUACCGAGCCAAGAAUGACAGUCAAGACUCCGAGGGAAGUCUGUUCCUCUCAGGAAGCUCUAAAGACAAGAAAAGCAGUGGGGCUGCAACAACUGCGAACAGUGCAAAGAAGGACUACGUGAACCUGAGCGUGGACAGCUCGGCUGAGUCCUUACACCACAGCUCCCUGGAAGCCUCGAGUCUUCAGCACUACCCAGCGCCAAGGCCAACGAUCCGUCCUCGCCCAAGUUCCAGUUCCGCUCUCAGUGUAGGCCCCGCGCUCCCAAAGAAAACUUCUCCAAGGUACCAAAAGUUUGGGAGCACAGGAUUGACAAGGAAAGACAGCUUGACCAAGGCACAGCUCUAUGGUACGCUCUUGAACUGAGUGUGGAAGAGAAGCUUCAGUUUAUGCAUGCCAAUGACGAAGAGUCCAUACUGUACUGCACUGUAUGUCUCCCCUAAAGCAAACACAUUCAUGUGAUAAGGUGUUAAGCUGUUGUCCCUUUUUGUAUCUUAGCCAAGGCACGCUUCAUGCAGUCUGUAACAUGUUUUCUAUUGUGCAUCUUGAUACACUGUAGCAACCAGAUAUACCAGCUGUAAAGAAAGUUUUAUUCGUAAUUUCUUUUCCAGGAAUGGCCACCAGUAUGCUGCUAGAUCAGUGAGAAGCUAAACACCAACUCCCGUUUAGAG